This is a messenger RNA of Gossypium raimondii (Peruvian cotton), 1415 nucleotides long. RefSeq names its product cysteine proteinase mucunain. The coding region runs from base 63 to 1163 and encodes 366 amino acids. Gene Ontology annotation, cellular component: lysosome. Lineage: Eukaryota; Viridiplantae; Streptophyta; Magnoliopsida; Malvales; Malvaceae. Gene Ontology annotation, molecular function: cysteine-type endopeptidase activity. The record is from RefSeq and is a predicted model, not a curated record. The transcript is spliced from 4 exons.
UCUCCUUUCUCUUCACCAAACCACUCCCUCUAAUAACCAUACCAACCCUUGUCAUUUCUCCCAUGACAACCACAGUAACACCCAUUUCCACCCUCUUUUUCCUCUUCUUCACCUUAUCAUCGGCAACCAGCUUCAGCCAAAAUCACUGGAGGAGCGAUGAUGAAGUGAUGAGCUUGUACCAAGCUUGGCUCGUUAAACAUGGCAAACAAUACAACGGUAUAGGGGAGGAAGAGAACCGGUUCGAUAUCUUUAAGGAUAACUUGAAAUUCAUCGACCAACAUAACUCCAAAAACACCACAUACAAACUUGGGUUGAACAAGUUCGCUGAUUUAACUAACCAGGAGUACCGUUCCAUGUUUUUGGGUACCAAGAGUGACCCUAAACGUCGAGUAAUGAAGUCCAAAAACCCCAGCCAACGCUAUGCUUCCCGCGCCGGCGACAGUUUGCCCGAAUCUGUUGACUGGAGAGAUCAUGGAGCCGUUACUCCAGUGAAGGAUCAAGGGCGUUGCGGAAGUUGCUGGGCAUUUUCAACGAUUGCAGCUGUUGAAGGCAUAAAUAAAAUCGCCACCGGCGAACUAAUCUCUUUGUCAGAGCAAGAGCUAGUAGAUUGUGACCGAUCCUACGACGCUGGUUGCGAUGGAGGCCUAAUGGACUAUGCCUUCCAAUUCAUUAUUGACAACGGUGGCAUUGACUCUGAACAAGACUAUCCUUACCUUGGUGCUGAUAAUAACCAAUGCGAUCCAACGAGGAAUGCUAAGGUUGUCAGCAUUGAUGGGUACGAGGAUGUUGUUCAAUAUGAUGAGAAGGCAUUGAAGAAGGCUGUAUCACAUCAACCUGUGAGUGUCGCCAUUGAAGCUAGUGGCAGAGCUUUCCAACUCUACGAAUCGGGAGUUUUCAGCGGUGAAUGCGGGUCAGCAUUAGACCACGGCGUGAUUGUCAUCGGAUAUGGCACGGAUGAGAACGGUCAGGAAUAUUGGACAGUGAGGAACUCAUGGGGCAGCGGUUGGGGUGAAGAUGGAUACAUAAGGAUGGAGCGUAACGUUGAUGACUGUGCUGGCAAGUGUGGCAUUGCGAUGGAGGCUUCCUAUCCUGUUAAGAAUGGGGCAAACACCAUCAAACCUUACUGGACUAAUGAAGACACUGAGAAAAUUAGCAGUGCCUGAGAGUUAAAGAUGUGUGCCAGCUGCUGUUUUGGGCCAUGGGAGAAGAGGUGUGCCAUGAGUUAAAAAUGAAGACACUCUCUAUUUCCUUGUUUGUUUGAAGUUAAUUUAUGAUUGUUUGUACAUAUAUUUUCAUUAGUCAAAACAGCUGACUGGAAAGCUGGUAUUGUUGUGAUGAAUUCAAAGUUUAAUCUAGAUUUGGCAUGAAUUUGGGCCUCAAAUCCCCAAGUUGCCAUCUUGGACUUGGACUACCAA